AAAGAAAAAAUUUAGAAAAUUUUAAAAAUACAAAAAUUGUUUACAUUUGCGCCAACCAGCAUACACAUGAGCAAUUUCCCAACCAAAAAUCGUCCAUAAGUAUUAUAUUGAUAAAUCAUUAAAAUAUUUAAAACUAAACUAACAAAUUAAAAGAUAGAUGAAUGAAAUGACCGUCAUACAAUAAAUUUAGAAUUUUUUAAAUAAUUUUCUUGAUAUUAUCAUCCCAGAAAAAGCGGAAUUUUGAUUGAAGAAUAGGACAUCUAUUUUAACAACUUAUUGAAAUAAGAAAGCCUUUCCAUUUGGAGUCAAUCCUUGUGUAUGUCUUGGAUUUCACGUCAUUUAGGUGGGGCUGUUACGCUGGUAAAUAAAUUUCGCACGACCUCUCGAAGUGCAUGACCCGUCUUAAAGCCAGGCAGGCGUGGGUGAGCCGCAAUUAGAGCCGCCAAUGUCAUGCUAGCAGUCGGUCCGAAACUUCUUUAUCGGGAUAAACUUGUCGAAUUGAUGUGAACCGGAUGAAUACGGAUCUUGGAUGAAUACACAACUCUCAAGCGACUCAAAAGAGACAAAGAUACCCGUCGGAUGCCCUUACAUUCACGAUUAUAAAAAAUAAAAUAAAAAAAAGGAUUUCAUUUGAACUUUUAUGAUGCAUAGGUCCUUUGGAAAAUUAGACUCUGUUUUUGGUUAAAUACGCUUUUUAUCGAGUCCCUUUAGAUACUUGUAGGCUUAAUUAUUUAUUUAAGAAACCAUUGGGAUCACCCUCUCUACAUGGGAAGGGGGAGGCAAGGAUUUUGAAUCUUGACCUUCUCAGGGAUUGGGAGGAAGGCAAUUUAGCUUUAGAUAUGAAUUUCGACUCUCACACUAUGUAAUGAGGCAGAUCAAAGAGCUUGAGAGUGAGAGCCAGAAUAAGAGUAGACUUAAUCCUUUAUUUAACUGAUCUUUUAAUAUAUAUCGAUACUUCAAAUCGAAUCUAACCAAAUAGUGAUUUUGGAUGCACGAACUUACUAGUUUGCAUUCGUGGGCAUAAAUUUUUCAAUGAGUUAUAAUAAUCGUUAAUACCACGAAAAAUCCUAAAUUAGUAUAUCUAUGAUAAAUUUAUACCUAAAUUAAUUUUUUUAUCACUAAAAAUCCCAACCUAAUAUAUUUGUGACAAGCCUCGAACAUCUUUGCAUCUUAGCAUAAACCCCAAAAUUGAAUGAGAAGAGAAGGAAAGAGGUGAAAUCGGGAGAGAGAAAGGAAAGAUUUUGGUUCAUGCAAGCCUUGGACAUCUCAGCAUGCCAAAUUGAGGUCAUUUCCAAGUGCAUUGCGAGAAUUUUUUUGGAGUGGCUUGUUGAGAUGCAUUUGUGAGUUGUAUUAGAAAAGUGUCACGUCGAAGAAUUAGAUGGUAUGGAAUCGUAUAUGGUUCAUAAGUCAAUGUUUUGGUUCAGAUUUCCUUUUGACGAUCUUCCCAUAUGAAGAUAUUGGGUUUUUGUAUGGCUAAUGGAGAUUGAACAAUUACCCUUUGGGCUAAAAUAAAUUUGAAACAAUGGGCUUGGCCCAGCACGUGCAUCAUGUCGUGAUGUGGAGGAUCUAUCAACCCGGCCUAGCACAAGGCGACACCUUAAUUCAAGCUGGCCAGGCACAAUCCAUAAUAAUUUGACAUCCCUACUUAAUGCGAAGUUUUUACAUCUCACUCUCUUGAGUUAAGGAGUUUCUAAUUUUUCUCACAUCGCUCUCCAAUCCAUAAUGAUAAGUUUCUUUGACACAACAUGUGUCUUUGCAUUAGUUCAAACGAAACACUACUUCUAGAAAUAUAUCUAAGAAGCAAUUCGAAUGCCAAUUGAUCACCACCAUUGAAUUGAAACAAACCUUAUCGAAUCGAUCUGGUCAAACCAUCCUCCAAAAGAACAUCGGUGGCAACUCACGUGACGAAAUUCCAAUUGAGUCACCCAUGACGACGAAGCUGUGAAGUGACAUGAGACGGGAAGGACUCAUCGUCGUUUGUUUACGACUUUCCAGAAAUUUUAUUUGGAAAGUUCAAAAGAGGGAAGCGUGCAGACAUGGGAGUGAUGAAAAGUAAGAUGCAACACGCCCAGGUAUAAAUAAGAGACCGCCAGGUGACAAAUGAAGUAUAGAGAAAACUUGAGAAAAUGGAGGAAGCCAAAGGACUAGUGAAGCAUGUGUUGCUUGUGAGGUUCAAAGAUGAUACCACGCCUGACCAGAUUGAAGAACUCAUCAAGGGCUUCGCCAAUCUCGUCAAUCUCGUCCCUCCCAUGAAAUCUUUCCACUGGGGAAGGGAUGUGAGCAUUGAGAAUGUCCAUCAAGGUUUCACUCAUGUGUUCGAGACGACGUUCGAGAGCACAGAGGGAAUAGCAGAGUACUUACCUCAUCCAGCCCAUGUCGAGUUCUCAAAGCGGUUCCUCCCCCGGUUGGAGAAGGUCCUUGUGGUCGACUUCAAGCCGACCACUGUUCACGCUUAAACCGAAUCGAAUCGUGCUAUAUUCUGCUGAUGCCAUGCUUAAAUAAAAGUUUUAUUGCGUGAGAGUAAUAACUUGAAUUCUAUUGUACUGUAGUGUUGGUUAAUGUAAUAUAUGGUUUGAAAAGUUAUAUUGACAAAAUCUUCAUAUUUUCUUCGUGUAACAUGGCGAAUUUUGUGUUCCAAUGCACAGCUUUGAUGAGACGGCCGUGCUACUAAAUACCA
Molecule: messenger RNA, 2677 nt
Organism: Eucalyptus grandis
Lineage: Eukaryota; Viridiplantae; Streptophyta; Magnoliopsida; Myrtales; Myrtaceae
Product: stress-response A/B barrel domain-containing protein HS1-like
Exons: 2
Coding region: 2127-2456 (109 amino acids)
Biological process (GO): pollen tube adhesion
Source: RefSeq, a predicted model, not a curated record